AUGGCUGGUCUCCUACCGCCACUUCAGAACGUCGGCCCUCCGCUGGACGCGACGAUCCGUGUCAAGCAGGAAGUGCAGUGUUUUGAAGACGAGCGCCCGAUGUCGAAUGGGAGUGAAAACAGUUUGGAGCAGCAGAUGAAUGGCAAGAAUAAGAAGCCAAAAGACCGCAUCCGACGGCCGAUGAACGCGUUCAUGAUUUUCUCCAAGCGUCAUCGACCGAUGGUCCAUAUGAAGUACCCGAAUAAGGAUAACAGGACGGUUUCAAAAAUUCUGGGAGAAUGGUGGUACGCGCUGCCACCGGAGGAAAAGCAAACCUACCAUAAAAUGGCCACGGAGGUCAAGGAGCAGCACUUUAAGGCCCACCCGGACUGGAAGUGGUGCACGAAGGAUAAGCGGAAGGAUGGGAUGGACUCUAACACUCCUCCAAAUUCGGUCCUACCUCCACCUCCUCAACCCCAACCUCAACCUCAUCCACCAGCACCAGUUCAACAAGACAUCAAGCCGUUCCCGAUGCCAAUCUCGCAACAAUUUGCCCCACCGCAGCCGCCGGUUAGUCGCCAGAAUCCGACUCCACCGACACUGAAUUUCACGCAUCGGCCUGCGCCUCAAUUCCACCGUCCUGCUCCUGUCACUUCGCUACAGCAGCCGAUGCCUCCAAUUCUACAGUCCUUCCAGAUGCCCCAGGCCUGCCAGCCGCCACCUUGCACAAGACCUCAAUCCGACCGGCUGGCCCGUCUUUUUGUGGAAGGUCUCGAUCCGCAUACAUUGAGCCCGUUGACACCGACAACUCGCUCCUCGUUCUUCAGCCUUGCCGGCAAUGAGGUUCCAGUCGAGUCUCAAAUCCUCUCCCCAUCCUUCAAGCACUUCCCUAUUUUGCUGCCGACGAACAGUAUUCCCUGCUCUCCCCUGUUUCAAACGGCCGACUUCAACUUCUUGAUGAAAACUAUUGCGACGAGUCAGCAACAAACGGCGACGACACAGGUCUUCCCCCAAUCGAUCCCGGCACCCCCAACGCACGCCACCUUCCAACUGCCGCUCCCUGCUGAUGCUCGUACAAACCCAUUCCAACCGCUUCCAACGCAUCCCGCCGAAAAAGACGAUAAUAUCCACCGCCCGACACCAUUAGCCCCAGCCUCGCCCCGUUGGCCAACUACCGCAUUGGCUAGUCCUCUUCUGGGAGUACCUUUCAGUCCUCUUGACCUAUUGGCGGGUACCUUACCGAUGGCCAGUCAAAUGCUGCGAAAUACGGAAGAACCGGCACCGUUUGUCCUGGCUCCGACUCCAGCUCAGCUCGGACGAGCUCGAGGCCAGAAACGCUUGUCGAGCUCGAUGUCACAGGAUUUGGAUGGGAAGACGGAUGGAGAGGGAAUGGAUGAUGAGCCCGCUUCGGUCGUGGAGUCGAUUCCGGAUACGCCGAGCUUUCCGUUGAGUACACCGGUUGCGUUGAAGCCGUCGAUUACGCUGAAUGAUUCGCAGGAAGCCAUCGACGUCGAGACGCUAUCCUCGGGAAAUGCCUCCACUUCGGGAAGCACUGCUACCGGAAACAGCUUCUUUGCCCAGGCCGACAACGAGAUCAACAAGGCCCUAAACAAGGUGGCCUACCAGGAUAAAUUCACCAAUGUUCCAUUUGCGAUGCCCGUUACAACGUGCCCUUCCACGCCCUCAUUUUUGGUGCAAUCCUUCCUGGACUCGACGUACAGCCAAUGCAGCACUACGACGUCUACGCCGACGGCCAAGUCGCCGGCUUCGGCGGCUUUGACUACACAGAACCCGGUGUUCUUCCCGCCAAAUUUCGACAUGCCCGAAGCCCCGCCAAAGCCUCAUGUUAUGCAAAAGUCGAAUUCGAACACCUCCCUAACCGAUGACAGCUCCAACGGAAAUCCAGUAGAAAAAGUGUCAAGCCGAAAGCUUUUGGAACAACGUCGUCAACUUGUCAUGACGCUGCUGGAAACGGCUGGGCUAUUCCCGAGUGGCCAUGAGAUCAAUGUCUUCCAACAGACCCACAAGGCCAUCUUCCCGAACAAACAGACAUUGAUACUGAAGAUUCGCGAGGUUCGCCAGAAGACAAUGUCCAUGCAUAAUGGGACGUUCCCGAAGAGUGAAGUCAAAGCCGAGCCGCUGGCUGCU
Mesorhabditis spiculigera is the source of this 2127-nucleotide messenger RNA. The record is from the annotation of a GenBank genome assembly. Lineage: Eukaryota; Metazoa; Nematoda; Chromadorea; Rhabditida; Rhabditidae.